Theileria equi strain WA is the source of this 433-nucleotide messenger RNA. RefSeq lists its product as hypothetical. Gene Ontology annotation, biological process: TRAMP-dependent tRNA surveillance pathway; poly(A)-dependent snoRNA 3'-end processing; nuclear polyadenylation-dependent rRNA catabolic process. Gene Ontology annotation, molecular function: RNA binding. Gene Ontology annotation, cellular component: nuclear exosome (RNase complex); cytoplasmic exosome (RNase complex). Bases 1 to 426 code for a protein of 141 amino acids. Lineage: Eukaryota; Apicomplexa; Aconoidasida; Piroplasmida; Theileriidae. The transcript has 3 exons. The record is from RefSeq and is a predicted model, not a curated record.
AUGUCCAUUGAGGAUUUUAGAGGGGCAACCAAGAGGAACAAACCAGAGUUGAAUGAAGGCGACGUUAUAUUUUGUCAAGUAACUCGCCACUACCCACGCUAUGAAAUGCCAACAGAAGUAUCAUGCAUAGAUGCAGAUUCAGUCAAACAGUGGACUACCAAUGAAUGUUACUUUGGGCAGCUCAUGGAUGGAGUCACAUUUGAUGUGCCAAUCACAUAUGCGGUCUCGUUAUCUAGGGACAAAUGUUACAUUCUAAAAAAAUGUGCCAGUAAACUAAAGUUUGAAAUUGCCGUUGGAUUAAACGGAAGAGUAUGGGUAAAAGGUUCAAACAUUCAGGAAACCUUGCUCGUUGCACGAUUUAUAAAGAGAUCAUAUGGUUGUUCGGUGGCUCAGAUUGAAGCACUGUUUACAAAACUGUUUUCUUAAUAUACCU